This is a messenger RNA of Suhomyces tanzawaensis NRRL Y-17324, 914 nucleotides long. RefSeq lists its product as uncharacterized. NCBI's taxonomy places the organism in Eukaryota, Fungi, Ascomycota, Pichiomycetes, Serinales, Debaryomycetaceae. Gene Ontology annotation, cellular component: preribosome, small subunit precursor; nucleus; preribosome, large subunit precursor. Gene Ontology annotation, biological process: rRNA processing. Bases 20 to 874 code for a protein of 284 amino acids. The transcript has a single exon. The record is from RefSeq and is a predicted model, not a curated record.
UUCUAUCCCAAAUACCAUCAUGUCUCAAACGUCUGCAUUCGUCAAGAAGUUGGCCUCCAACGAGAAGCCUACUAGAGAGGCCGCCUUGGAGUCCUUGAAGAGGUACCUCACCUCAAAGUCCUCGAAAAAACUUUCCCUUUUGGACAUGGAAAAGUUGUGGAAAGGUUUAUACUACUCCAUGUGGUUCUGUGACAGAUCCAAGGCUCAAGAAAGAUUGGCCGAGGGCUUGGGGCAGCUUUACUCUGGCGUGGUCUCGGUGGACCAAUUUGCAUUAUUUUUGGAGGCCUUCUGCGCUGUCAUCAUCAAGGAAUGGCCUGCGAUCGAUCAGUGGAGAAUAGACAAAUACUACCUUUUGAUAAGAAGAGUAUUAAGACACAGUUUCAAGUUCAUCAAACAAAACAACUGGGGAGUGGCCACCAAGAAGAAGGUUUUGGACCAGUUUGUUUCUGUUUUGAACAAGACCAUAUUGAGCGGAGAUAUGUCCGUUCCUGCAGCUCUCCCAUACCAUUUCUGUGACGUGUACCUUGAUGAGUUGGAGAUUGUGAUGUUUGAAGAGCUCAGCCAAUUACAGUCGGAAAUCGAUGAUCUCGACGCUAGUGACAAGAACUACGACUCCAAAAUUGAGGAGUUGGUGACCAGAAAGAGAGAAAUUGCCGAGGACGUUCCUAUUUCGGAGUUGACAGCACCAUUCGCCAGAUUGGCCAAGGAGGCCCGUACAAAGACUUUGAGAGAUAUGUGCAAGAAGGAAGUCUUGGCUGAUUCUAGAUUGAAGACAUGGGGAGUGGUAGAGCAAGAUGAGCAAGACGAAAAAGAUGGUGAUGAGAACGAGGAGGAAGCUGGCGAAGACAGUGACGAAGAGUGGACCGGAUUCUAAUUAGAUAGCAUAAUGUACAAUACUUAGAGGAAGAUGUAGC